CUUCUCCCUCGCGAAUCAAACGAACGCUCUGCCUCAAGUGCCAGCGAUCAAGUUCAUCCAUUUUCUCGGAGAAGGGUUGCAACGAGGUACGCACAUCCGCAUGCCAUUCUUCGUGUUUGAAUAAGAUCAAUGACGUCGUCCACCUCCUACGCCCUUCGCCACAUCAACAUAAUGCCAGGAGCCCAUAUUCGUACUUUUUAUAUGUUAUAUAUUCUCUUUUUUCCUUUCCCUUUUAGUUUUGUUUUUUAGAGUGUCUCGCACUCGUCCGAACGCUGCGACGUGUAUGUAGUACUGAUGUGCAUUGCAGUCGUAGUAUAAACACGGCACAGAGCCAAAGUUGUAUCUCGGACACAACGCAAUCGCAACAUCGUAAAUCCUCCCGUCACAGGUAAACCAUACCGGACGGACCGUCGACCUUCUGCACGACAAGAGAAAACGCCACCACCUCACAAAAACGAGCGGGCCUUCUGGAACCAUAAAUUCAUCUGACCACACAGCGCCUCCCCACGUAGCUGCUGCCUUGGCGACACAAUCGAACGAGUUCGACUUUUGGGACAUACUAGUUAUAUACCUUUUGAAAAACAAGUAAGAGCUUCCUGCUGGGAACAACACGAACGUCUUCUUUUUAUCCAGAA
Amoebophrya sp. A120 is the source of this 635-nucleotide messenger RNA. NCBI's taxonomy places the organism in Eukaryota, Dinophyceae, Syndiniales, Amoebophryaceae. The record is from the annotation of a GenBank genome assembly.